Molecule: messenger RNA, 507 nt
Organism: Microsporum canis CBS 113480
Lineage: Eukaryota; Fungi; Ascomycota; Eurotiomycetes; Onygenales; Arthrodermataceae
Exons: 2
Coding region: 1-507 (168 amino acids)
Source: RefSeq, a predicted model, not a curated record
AUGUCACCUGAUAUAUUAGGUAAUAUCACUGAGGAACGUCAUCCCGGGUAUAACGCCUUCUUCACAAGAACCCCGCUUCCACAAUGGAUCGAGCACCUCAAGUCAGAGAGACAAGCAAUAGCAGCCGGAGAAAAGGCCGACGUCUACAGGCUGAUCGACGAAGAACCAAUUUGCAUCUGUCACGGGGAUUUCAGCACCAGCAAUAUUCUGGUACGUGAAGGGAACGUGGUUGGCGUGAUAGAUUGGGAGUUCGCUGGAACGUAUCCCCUGAGCGAAGUCCUCGGUCCGAUGGACAUCAUUUCGCUCGCAGAGAAACAUUACCACGCUGGCAGAGAUGCCGCUGAGGAAGAGAGCGAAAAGUGGAAUAAAAAAGUUUUGGUAGACAUCGAGGCCGUUGCGCGCCAAAGAAGUUGGUCUGAAAAGGAUGUCAAGGUGCUUAUGAGAGGUAGUCACGGUAUCUUUGCGAAGGCGCAGUUCGAGAUGUUUCCCCGAGACUGGAUGGGCUGA